Molecule: messenger RNA, 1095 nt
Organism: Morus notabilis
Lineage: Eukaryota; Viridiplantae; Streptophyta; Magnoliopsida; Rosales; Moraceae
Product: probable protein phosphatase 2C 58
Exons: 5
Coding region: 106-957 (283 amino acids)
Biological process (GO): protein dephosphorylation
Cellular component (GO): cytosol; nucleus
Molecular function (GO): protein serine/threonine phosphatase activity
Source: RefSeq, a predicted model, not a curated record
CUCCCAAACUCUCUCUCUAAAUUGUCUCUCUUUAAAAAAUCUCUCCCUUUUUUUUUUUUUGCCCCUCUAUCUCGUUCAACUGAACUUGUCUGACAAAAGUACAAUAUGACUGGCAAAAAAAUCCUCCAAAAGAUGAAGGUGAAGGCUGGAUUUGGUUCCUCUGCUGCUGACACCGGAAAAGGCAAAAGCAAAGUGUCAAAGCAUCUCACGCAUGGCUUUCACAUGGUAAAGGGAAAAUCCAAGCACGCCAUGGAAGAUUAUGUAGUUUCUGCAUUCAAACAACAAAGUGAUACUGAGUUGGGAUUGUUUGCAAUAUUCGAUGGUCAUUUAGGCCAUGAUGUUGCUAAUUACUUGCAAAACCACCUGUUUGAAAACAUCUUGAAGGAGCCUGGCUUCUGGACUGACACAGAGAAUGCAAUUAAAAGAGCUUAUCACAAAACCGAUGAAGAGAUAUUGCACAAAAGUUUUUCCUUGGGAAAAGGAGGAUCAACUGCGGUAACCGCGAUUUUGAUAAAUGGACGGAAGCUUGUAGUAGCAAAUGUGGGAGAUUCUCGGGCUGUUAUAUGCAAGAAUGGUGUGGCCAAACAAUUAUCUGUUGAUCAUGAACCAAGCAGAGAAAAAUGGGUGAUUGAGAGCCGCGGCGGUUUUGUGUCAAACCUUCCAGGGGACGUCCCACGUGUUGAUGGACAGUUGGCUGUAGCAAGAGCAUUCGGUGAUAAGUGCUUGAAGAUACACCUAAGCUCGGAACCUGAUGUUUCGAUAUUGAUGAUCGAUGAAGACACUGAGUUCAUAAUUCUGGCGAGCGACGGGAUAUGGAAGGUUGUGUCGAAUCAAGAAGCGGUGGACGCGAUCAAACAAAUAAAGGAUGCUCAGACAGCGGCAAAGCACUUGAUUGCGGAGGCUCUUUCUAGGAAAAGCAAGGAUGACAUAUCCUGCAUAGUUGUAAAGUUUCAAUGAGUUAAGAAGUUAAUUGAGCUUACUUGCCCCCUUUUUUUUUUUUAUAAGCGGAAGACUAAGUAGCUCAACUGCGUGUAUAUGUGACAUAGAUUUGUUUUCUUUUGUUGGCUGUAAAUAUUGCUCAAAACUUGUACGCAA